CAAGCACUGCACGUUACCGGCCGUUCCGGUUGCUUUAUCUCAUUACAGAAAUCUGUCAGUAUAAAAGUCUCUCCCCUCUUUUCUCUAUCCACUUCAUUCUCGUCGUCAUCACCGGACUCCGUUGUUGUCCCCGUCGCCGUCGCCGAUCUUCUUGUCUUCCCUAUAAAACUUUGAACCCUGAUAGAUGGCUGAUAAUAAUGAGGGAAAGGAAACUCCAACCCGUGGAAAUGAAUGGGAAGUUGUGUCGCUCACAGCAUCAGCAUAUGCCGCUGCUCCUGGUCCGGAACAGGUUGAAUUGAAUGAUAAUGACAAGGGAAAUGCACCUGAGGAGGAUGAAGCUGAAACUUCACGUGUAAUGUUUAUGUCUGGUCACUUUGUCUUUCCACCUAGUCAGCAUGAGAAUUUGCCGGUGGAACCUGAAAAUAUUGAGAUCCAUAAUGUACAGGGAAUUGAUGAUAAUGUUCCUGAAUUGGGUGCUGAUGAAGGAGGUAGAUCAGAUACAAAAGAUGAAGAGAACUGGAGCAUUAAAGGAUUGGCCGUGCCAGAUGAAUUUCCUGGGAUUCAGUGUUUUGAUGAAAAGGAUAACAGGCUAUCCAUCCAUGGAACCAAGUUCGACGAAGGGACAACUUUGCAAGGGCUAGAUUUUAUUGAGAAUGAGCAGAGUCUGCACAGUGCUUCUAAAUUUAGUUCCUUCCACAGUGAAACAACCAUGGGUGGAUCAACCACAUAUUUUGAUGACGCAGUCAUUCCUGGACAAAUUGAGCCCUCUGAGGGAGACCUAGAUUCGGACAUCUCACAAUUGCCAAAGCCUGAGAAGGAAGAUGAGUAUGACAGCUCUGCACUGCCUUGUGAAGCUUGGUGGAAGAGGCGAGCUGCUUCUUUGUAUGCUCAUGCAAAAGAGACAAAUGCAUUUUGGUCUAUUUUUAUUGCUGCUGCAGUAAUGGGCCUUGUAAUUAUUGGUCAGCGUUGGCAGCAAGAAAGGUGGCAGGUUUUGCAGCUUAAGUGGCAGUUCAACAUCAGUGAUGAGAUGGGCAGGAUGCUGGGUCCCAUAUCUCGUUUCAAAGAUGUGAUUGUGGGUGGAAGCAGGCGGGGUUCCUCUAUCCGGGGAACCUCCUCAAGCCAGCGUUAAGAUGCUUCUCAACCCCAGCAUUAAGGUGAUGAUGACGAAAAUAUGAGAGGCAGAGUGACUGAGAUAGAGAGAGACAGGUGUAUAAUUUGGUGGGUUUGCUUUGUGAUUCACCUACUGUUCUCAUGAUGAGAAGCUACAGGGUUACAGUGUGUUAAUAUUUGGUUAUUGUUAAUGAUGCUAGUAUUGUUUUGGUUAUGGGAUAUAUGCUAGCUUGUUGAAAGAUUGGGAAGUGGAUAUUACAUUUUGAUUCUUGUAUUACCAAUGCGACUUUCCCUAAAUGGCCAAAAGGGAAACGCCGGCUAAGGUGCUGUCGCUUUGGAUUCCCUUGCCUGCCCCCUUUCGGACCGACCUUUUACAUUAAUUUCAAAUUAUGAUGACGUGUUAGCAUUAGGACAUAGAAGGGGGGACAGAUGAUCUGUGAUCGGAAGCAGGUGUGGUCAGUGUCGUUUAACCGACAUAUUAACUAAUCGAUUACUAUAAAUUGGAUUA
Messenger RNA from Camellia sinensis, 1618 nucleotides. It is a transcript of the gene ATI1, whose product is annotated as mesoderm induction early response protein. NCBI's taxonomy places the organism in Eukaryota, Viridiplantae, Streptophyta, Magnoliopsida, Ericales, Theaceae. The record is from RefSeq and is a predicted model, not a curated record. Gene Ontology annotation, cellular component: intracellular membrane-bounded organelle.